Molecule: messenger RNA, 333 nt
Organism: Perkinsus marinus ATCC 50983
Lineage: Eukaryota; Perkinsozoa; Perkinsida; Perkinsidae
Product: 40S ribosomal protein S28, putative
Exons: 2
Coding region: 30-245 (71 amino acids)
Biological process (GO): translation; maturation of SSU-rRNA; ribosomal small subunit assembly
Cellular component (GO): cytosolic small ribosomal subunit; ribosome
Molecular function (GO): structural constituent of ribosome
Source: RefSeq, a predicted model, not a curated record
CUUCUAGAGUGCUUCCACGUCUAUCCAUCAUGGAUUCCAAUCAACCCAAGCUUGCUAAGGUCGAGAAGGUUAUCGGACGUACCGGCUCUCGUGGUGGCGUCACUCAGGUGCGCGUUCAGUUCAUGGUCGAGACUGCCCCCGAGCUCGCUGGCCGUUCCCUUGUCCGUAACGUCAAGGGCCCCGUCCGUCAGGGUGAUAUCCUUUCUUUGCUCGAAACAGAGCGUGAGGCCCGCAGACUUCGAUAAGUUUCGGUCACAACCAUUGAGAAUAGGCUGCUACUACUGCCUCCACUGGAUGGGUACGGAAGAUUGAUCACUCUCGGUUGAACGAGAA